AAAUACGAUGCAAUCAGAGGCAAUUCUAACUUGCACACCACGUUUCUCGAGUCAGGUUUAAAUGUCAAAAUGACGACGGAUCAAAUAUUUAAAGGCAAGUUUCAUUUACGUUAUUUUAGACUAGCUGUUUCAAUAAGAAAUUCAAACGUAUCUUAAUGGCAAAAACUUGAGACAAAUGCUGAAAACCACGUUCCUUCAAUAAAAACACGCACCACCAAUCACAUGACAAUUGACCAAUAUCGUUAGGACACAUCAGACCGUUGGGACACGACACCGAUGUUAUAGCUUCGUUAAAUUGCAUUGCAAUCCAGUCUUGUGAUAGCAUACGUUUGGAGGUCUUCGUCGAGAGAACAUUAGGGCAAAACCAGUUGGCUGAAAAAGAUUAACAAAAUGGGAUUCGUCACUGUUGUGAUUCAACUGGCAUUAUUGUUCGUAUUAUCAAUAAACUGCAAUAAUACGACCGCCGUUGAUUACCCAUUGAACCAAGAAUUAUUUUUGAAGAAAAUCGAUACGGAAUGCCUAGCUUACCGCUACGUUCCAUGCCGCAAGAGUUCCAUGACACCCAUGAAUGUUAUUUUUCAAGAUGAAGAAAUGAAUGAUCCGAAUUCAUCCAAAUCGAACAUCACCAUCAAGUAUGAUUUUCAAUGCAUUUCCUAUCAAUUAAUUCCGUGCGAAAAGGAAUCGAAAAAUGUGAUCCUCAAAGUCGUAGAUCAACAAGAGCGACUUCGAAAAACAAGAUCAAUUUACAGCGAACUUCUACAAAAUUGCCAAGAGACCAAAACUUCCGAUCUGUCUCUCCUGGCAACAGAAUCCCACUGCUUAACCAGUCCAUCAACGGACAGUGAAAUUUCUCAACUCAUUGCACUUGAAAACAUGCAAAUUUGUAACGAGAAAGAAAAAAUUAUAACCCAACAGCUGAACGUGAUUGAAAACGAGAAGUUUGUCCUGCAAAGAGACCAAAUAGCCUUAACCGAAAGAGUGAACAAAUCUGAAAUCGCAAGUAAAAGAUCAGCUGAAAAUUUGGAAGUGUGCAAAGGACUGGCCGCUAAUUUAACCAUACAAUUGGCUGAUUGCGAAAAUGGGGAUGUGAAAGCAAAGGAGAAAAUCAAACCAGUAAACGGCACGAAAAAUCAGUUGGGUCUACAUGAGGAAUUCAACGACGAAACCACGGCAAAAGGCACGAAAAAUCAGUUGGGUCUACGUGAGGAAUUCAACGACGAAACCACGGCAAACGGCACGAAAAAUCUGUUGGCCCUACGUGAGAAAUUCAACGACGAAACCAAGCUCAUUUAUAAUUACAUCGCUAAAGCGUUCACUGGUACUCCUUUUUCGGGAAAUUUGGACAAUUACACCUUUUACCAAAUGGGCCGUAUGAGAAUCAUACCAAAACCAAAUAUCCAACCACUUGCGCCCCAAAACGGCACAGUUUUCAACGAUGUCACAUCAAUUACAUACAGCCUCACGAUUCCAUCGUGCAAGUAUUCAGCAGACAGUCAAAGCGUUUUUAUUGCCGUCGUAUCUGCACCGGAAAACUUCCAAAACCGUCAACAAAUUCGACAGACGUGGAAAAAUCAUGUCCACUUGGUGCAAAGAAACGGUGUGCUGGGCACGAUUUGCACGAUUGAAUUUGCUUUUGUUUUAGGACCAACAAAAGAUAAAUCAAACCAAAACAGUAUUAUAGAAGAAAGCACAAAAUAUAAGGACAUCAUUCAGAUUUCAGAAAUGGAAGAGUUUCCAAGUCAUAUGACGAUGCCCGGAAUUAUCAAUUGGAUUUACUCUCGCUGUCCCCAAAUCGAAUUUCUAUUCAAAGUCGAAGAUGACAUGUAUGUCAACGUACACAAACUAGCAUACUAUAUUCGAGACUUUUACGAUUUCGGCAAUAAUGCCAACAUGGCCAUUUACAGUCAGAAAGUGGAUGAGAGUAUUAACAAGCAAAACAAGCCCAAGCCCAUGAGAAGUGGAGACAAGAUGGUGGCGUUAGAUGAGUGGCCAUGGGAUACGUAUCCGUAUUACUUUGAUGGACCUGCCUAUUUGAUGCAUAAAAGUACCAUCCUCCCACUAUUGGCGGCCAUUCAAACAACACCUGCCUAUUUCUUAGAAGAUGUCUACAUAACCGGAAUUUGUGGCGAUAAAGCGGGACUUAUUAAGAAAAUCGGCGGAGGUGUACCAAUCAUGUGGCCAUGGUCAUCGAAGACGGUGAACAAUACAUGCGACGUGAACAUGUUUCUAUCCUGGAAGAAUACGGUAUCUUACAUAGCCCACAAGGAUAUAGACGCAUUCUACGGCGGGAGAGCGCCUGAUCCUAGUUGCGAUUACAAGAAAAGCGAAAAUUUCCCAUUUUUCCGUUUCCCUUGAAAAGUGAACUUUACUAAUUACUUUAUUUUUACUAUUACCAUAUUUUUUCCUUAUAUCUUUUUAUUCUUUUGAUCAUUCUUGAAUUAAGUGUGCUGUGGAUUUUCUUUUUUGGGUUUAAAAAAAUAUACUUACUCUUGGCAAUUUGAAAAAAAAUGU
This is a messenger RNA of Daphnia pulicaria, 2511 nucleotides long. RefSeq lists its product as uncharacterized. The transcript is spliced from 4 exons. Gene Ontology annotation, cellular component: membrane. The record is from RefSeq and is a predicted model, not a curated record. The coding region runs from base 391 to 2355 and encodes 654 amino acids. Lineage: Eukaryota; Metazoa; Arthropoda; Branchiopoda; Diplostraca; Daphniidae. Gene Ontology annotation, molecular function: hexosyltransferase activity.